AUGGAUGCAGAUGGAGACUCACCACCGUUCUGGUCUCAGGCCACCACCACUACCUUCUUCUACUCUCACCGCCGCCCCCGGCAGUCUUCUCCAAUCUUCAACCCGGUUAUACUAAUCUUGGCUAUACCUAUUCUCAUAUUAGUUAUUUUGUUGUUCUUGGUUCCUCCAUUUAUUUCACACACCACUCAAAUUCUUCAUCUCAAUUCAGUGAAAAAGGGCUGGGAUUCACUCAUCAUCGUGUUGGUAUUGUUUGCAAUUCUUUGUGGCCUUUUUGCCAGAAUAAACUAUGAUGUUCCAUCCUCUGAUGCAGCUGAUCAACAAAACUUAAAUGUUCCACAAGUUUCUGACUUUGCAAGGCCGCCGCCGGGGGAAUCUGUUUCGAGUUCUCAGUGGUAUGGAUUUUUCGACGGGAAAGAGUACGGCGGUAAUGAAUCGAGUACUCCUUUGCCUGUGGGAGACGGCGGUGGUACACGGCUGAGGAGUAGCAGCAGCUCUUAUCUUGAUCUGAGGCAGGAGUCUCUGAGGGAAAAUCGGGAUAAUAGGUUCAGGUUUUCCAAUGAUUUUGAAUUGAAAUCUUACCGGACAUCGCCGGUGGUUGAUCGUUUUCACCACGGUGCUCGGUGGAGUGAGGUUGACAGAGACGAACCUGACCCGCCUGUGAAGGUGAUUCCGGUGGAUAAGUAUGAACAACCAGUUGCGAAGUCACAGUUUCCGGAGGUAAAGAGCGAAAUAAUUCACCGGAAAAAGAGUCUCACCACCAAAGAAAUAGCAACAGCAAUUGCUUCAUUGUACAACAAACGUAGAGAGAGAAAGAAGAAGGUGAAAACCAGAAAUAUUUAUGACACAGCCUCUGCCUCCGAGAAUUCUUCACCGGAACAGUCAGGUGCAGCAGCAGCACGUCCUUCACCACCGCCACCGUCUAAGUUAUUACAGAACAUGUCCAAAAAGAGUGUCAAGAAUACACGUGUACAUUCUCCGCCUUCAGCUCCAGCACCACCUCCACCACCAGAGCCUCGGCGGUACCACUCUGUCAACGCCGGCGAACCACCAAAACCCAACAAAAGAAGCUCCUACUCCAAUGAAAGCGUCAAUAUCGCCCUUAUACCAAUCCCGCCACUUCCACCGUCAUUCAAAAUGAACGAAAUGAAAUUCGUGGAGCGUGAAGAUUUUGUUAGGGUAAGCAGCGCGCAGAGCUCCCAGUGCAGCUCCCCACCCCCCGAGCUUGAAGAUUCAGAUCUGAUGUCUGUUAAAUCCGAAGGUGGAGAUUCAAUGGGGCCUUCAAUUUCUUGCCCGAGCCCGGAUGUGGAUGCCAAGGCUGAAGCUUUCAUUGCCAGGCUCCGAGAUGAAUGGAAACUGGACAAGAUGAAUUCAAUCAAUGAGAAGAGAAAGUUGGGCUGA
This is a messenger RNA of Olea europaea var. sylvestris, 1398 nucleotides long. RefSeq lists its product as uncharacterized. The coding region runs from base 1 to 1398 and encodes 465 amino acids. Lineage: Eukaryota; Viridiplantae; Streptophyta; Magnoliopsida; Lamiales; Oleaceae. The record is from RefSeq and is a predicted model, not a curated record. The transcript is spliced from 2 exons.